CUCUCAAACACAGUCAGCUCCUCUCUGUCCACAUGUUUCCUGUUCCCUCCCCUUCAGAUCUACAGUUUGAAGAUGGGUGGAACCAACAUGGUGGUGAAGUGCAGGAGCUGACAGGCCUCAUUCACUGCAGAGACACAUGUUGUUUAGAUCAGAGCUCAGACUGGUUUCACUUUUGAGGGAAUGAAAGUCUGACAGUCGUUGUUGCUGAGAGGUAAAAUGGCGCAGAAAGGAGUUCAGCUGGACCACGAAACCUUCUGUUGUUCGAUCUGUCUGGAUCUACUAAAGGAUCCGGUGACGAUUCCCUGUGGACACAACUACUGCAUGGACUGUAUUAAAACCCACUGGGAUGAAGAGGAUAAGAGGAGAAUCCACAGCUGCCCUCAGUGUAGGAAGACCUUCAUACCGAGGCCUGUCCUGAUGAAAAACACCAUGUUAGCAGAUUUAGUGGAGGAGCUGAAGAAGACUGGACUCCAAGCUCAUGGUUCUCAGGAGAAUAUGUGCUCUCGUCAUGACGAGGUGAUGAAGAUGUUCUGCCGUACUGAUCAGCAGUGUAUCUGUUAUCUCUGCUCUGUGGAUGAACAUAAAGGCCACGACACAGUGUCAGCUGCAGCAGAAAGGACUGAGAGGCAGAGAGAAGUCGAGGUGAGUCUACAAAACAUCCAGCAGAGAAUCCAGGACAGACAGAAAGACCUGAAGGUGCUUCAACAGGAGGUGGAGGCCAUCAGUCGCUCUGCUGAUAAAGCAGUGGAGGACAGUGAGAAGAUCUUCACUCAGCUGAUCCGUCUCAUGGAGAAAAGAAGCUCUGAUGUGAAGCAGCAGCUCAGAUCCCAGCAGCAAACUGAAGUGAGUCGAGUCUUGGAGCUUCAGGAGAAGCUGGAGCAGGAGAUCACUGAGCUGAAGAGGAAAGACGCUGAGCUGAAGAAGCUCUCACACACAGAGGAUCACACCCAGUUUCUACACAACUACCCCUCACUGUCAGCACUCAGUGAGUCCACACACUCAUCCAGCAUCAACAUCCGUCCUCUGAGAUACUUUGAGGAUGUGACGGCUGCUGUGUCAGAGCUCAGAGACAAACUACAGGACGUCCUAAGGGACACAUGGACAAACGUCUCACUGACUGAAGUGGAUGUUUUACUGUCAGAACCAGAGCCCAAGACCAGAGCUGACUUCUUAAGAUAUUCAUGUGAAAUCACACUGGAUCCAAACACAGCAAACACACAGCUGUUAUUAUCUGAGGGGAACAGAAAAGUAUCAAGAAUGAAACAACAUCAGUCUUAUCCUGAUCACCCAGACAGAUUCACUCUUUGGCCUCAGGUCCUGAGCAGAGAGAGUCUGACUGGACGUUGUUACUGGGAGGUGGAGUGGAGAGGAGAUGGAGUUUGUGUAGCAGUCGCAUACAAGAAUAUCAGCAGAUCGGGCGGCUGGAAAGAAUGUGGAUUUGGAGGAAAUAACAUAUCUUGGGCAUUAGAUUGUGACAAAAACAGAUAUAAGUUUUGGUACAACAAUGUCCAAACUGCUGUCUCAGGUCCUCCGUCCUCCAGAGUAGGAGUGUACCUGGAUCACAGAGCAGGUAUUCUGUCCUUCUACAGCAUCUCUGAAACCAUGACUCUCCUCCACAGAGUCCAGACCACAUUCACUCAGCCUCUCUAUGCUGGACUUAGACUUUAUUAUGAUUUUGGAGACACUGCUGAGUUCUGUAAACAUCAACAGACAAAAGUCCUUUAGGGACAGUCGGUUCCAUGAUGUGGUGUUGAUAAAUUUUAAGUAAUA
Molecule: messenger RNA, 1770 nt
Organism: Scatophagus argus
Lineage: Eukaryota; Metazoa; Chordata; Actinopteri; Scatophagidae
Product: tripartite motif-containing protein 16-like protein
Exons: 1
Coding region: 217-1725 (502 amino acids)
Molecular function (GO): zinc ion binding; protein binding
Source: RefSeq, a predicted model, not a curated record